Molecule: messenger RNA, 2286 nt
Organism: Batrachochytrium dendrobatidis JAM81
Lineage: Eukaryota; Fungi; Chytridiomycota; Chytridiomycetes; Rhizophydiales
Exons: 1
Coding region: 1-2286 (761 amino acids)
Source: RefSeq, a predicted model, not a curated record
AUGGAAACUGCUAUUGAGUCCCCUGCUCGUGCUUGCGUGUUUCGUAGUAGCAACGACGACGACAAUAGUAUGUUGGACUGCCAUCAGCAAUCAACAGCUCGUGUUCAACCAGACGCAUCUACUCCCGUCCAGACCAUCGCAGCGGAUGCAACAUGUUGUAUAAAUCCAGAGCAGCAGCAACCACUAUCCAUGCACCACCAUUCACCUGGCUCAUAUCAACAACAACAGAAACAGAUACCACAUGCGGCGCCCUUGUCGAUUUCAGUUGGUAGAUUGAGAAUUGAAGAUGACAAGACUAACAUUUGCCCGCUAUCGCCAUUACCACAGUUGCCAUUGCAGACAACACAUCAGUAUCCAAAACAGCCGGUGGAUCCACAGCCAACUCUAUUUACUCCAAACCAAUUAGAUUUAAACCAGCCUAUAAGAUUUAAUCAGAAUCACCAACCGCCACUCUGCCAUCAGCCAGGUCUAUCUGCAUCGCCAUUUAAACAUGACGAAUUAUGUCAACAUUCCCAAUGUCCAACAGCCACAUACUCUCUCCCACCACUGCCAAGACCUGAAUGCAAAGAUAGUCAUAUAGAUACCCAUUCUCCCCAAUUCAGCCUUCCUGCUAGACUUAAAUUCAAAGGCACUACUUCUUUACGGAAUCAUCCAUAUCCAUUGCCAGUUGUUGGAACAUAUCCUUCGACAUUGCCAGCUACUCUUGCUUCUACAACUAGACUCACAUCCGCACCAUGUGGUAAUACCUUUAUCCCACAUCCUAUUCCAGCCUUUAAUCCAGAUUCUGUUUUAGAAACCUCGUCGGCACCAAAACAUUCUUCAUUUACUGAUCAACCUAUUCACGCUCUCGCGUUUUCUACUCAGCAGCCACGAAAACGUCACUCGCUCCCAUCCUUUGCCGAACUAGGUCUUGCUUUGGACCGAAUGAAGCAUACUGUUGCACAUACCAACAGAUCUUAUCAAACUCCAUUCCCUUUUGUUUCAGACUUUGCUCCAGCUGUUAGGGGUUCGCCAUCCAUGAUUAGCCAGUGUAAGGUCCCAUCUUCCACUAUAAACAGUCUCGAGGCAACUGUUUCGCUAGAUGAUGCUACCAAUAUAAACCCUUCCCCAGAUACACUGUUGCCAUCACUAUCCCAUAGUUCAUUGGCAUUUCAACCAUCUUCCACUAAUUUAAAUGAAUCGGUAAAAUAUGCUUUACCAGCAGAUUAUAGUUACGGCACAUCCAACUAUUCGGACCUUGCCAGAUCAAACUAUACUCAAGCAUCACAUUCUAUUAUCGGAGAAUCCGACCACCGCCAUGCUCAGUACGCUUGGUCUCAAUCGUAUCCCGAUCCUACGUAUCAUCGAGAUGUUCAAGCAUACACCAGUGCUUGCUGUGCCGAAUAUUCUUAUCCAACCCAUUCUUCAUACCCCACUUAUUCUCCUCGGUAUACUCAUUGUUACCCGCCUCUGAACCAUGAUGGGUAUACAUCUCGUUCUACAACAGAUCCGUGCCAAUAUCACUCUCCAUAUUGGCAGGUACAUUCAACACAAGGGCCGUAUUCCUAUCCUCCUUCCAAGAUUAACACUGAUGUCGCAAAAAAAUACAUAGAGAGUCCAAAUAGACUGUUUGACCAUGUACCUGUUGACCAAAAUGCAAGUCGGCAUCAUGGCGCUUCAGUUAAACCUCCGCUCAGCUCUGUCUUAACCCAACUAGAUGCCCAUUCUUUCCAUUUAGAAAAAACCGCAUCUAAAGAUAGUGACAACAAAAGCCGAAUAUCCCUCGGAGGACUAGAGCCAAAUAUUGAAUCAGAACCAUUUCCGCAUGCAGCUCUGCAAAACUCGACCGACUCCAUCACAAAAAAGUGCGAUUCAGUUAUUCCCAUAACUGCUGUGACUGUCGCCAAUCCCAAACCCAACUUUCGCCGAAAAUAUAAAUCUAAUGCAACCAGCACUAACAAUAAAAUCAAGGAUGACUGCUCUAACCGUCGUGCUGCCAUGAAUCGCUUUAUGAACCAGUUUGCGACCGUCCCUCAGCAAAUUGCUAUUCUUCUCAAAGUAGUCCAAGAUGAGCCUGCUUUACGUGAGGUUCUUGAACGUCGUUCUUCAAUGAGUUCAUUAGUUACCAGUGGGUGCAAAACAUGGAUUACUCAGUGUUUAAGACCUAUCCUAAACUGCUAUUUUCACUGCCAUAAUGGGGACAUGACACUAUUUACUAAAACCUAUAGUACUCAUUUGGUUGCUAAGCGGUUUAAAGAAGCUGGUGGAUGUACUUGUGCACGGAAUAAAAUGCCAGACAAACAAUAG